AUGGCGCAAGCCCAACCUGAGAGAGAAGAGUUCGUUUUCGGGGUCGAAGUUCGAGUUCCCAUCGAGAUGAAUAAUGCAGCCCAGCUGCAGCAGCCCCGCCAGCCCAGCCAGCAGCAGCCCACGGUGGAGCUGGAGUUCAACCAGGCCAUGAUGGACUUCAAGACCAUGUUCCCCGAGGUUGAGGCCCAGGUCAUCGAGGCCGUGCUGAGGGCCAACGAUGGGGUGGUGGACGCCACAAUUGACCAGCUCCUGACCAUGACAUCGGACUCGCAGAAGAAGGAGGCCUCGCCGGUGAACUUCACGCCCUCGGACCCGGAGGAGCUCCCGCUCCGUGUCCUUCGCAACUGGAACCCUCCCCUCCUUGGACCGCUGCCCCACGACUUCCUCCGGAUACGGGUGCCCCGUCUCCAUCAGUCGCAGAGGCAGGUGGGUCGCCCUCGGAGAGAAGCUGCCCGUGCAUUUAUCGUGGAAAUCCUCCUAGGGCAGUGCGAAAAAGUUGAGAGGAUCCCAUAUGAGCUCGUUCGAGAGAGGGACGAUAGCGGAGCCGGAGGCAGGACCGUGUGUGCCAGAUCCCACGGGUUCGGCAUUGACCUGUGA
Messenger RNA from Darwinula stevensoni, 597 nucleotides. The record is from the annotation of a GenBank genome assembly. NCBI's taxonomy places the organism in Eukaryota, Metazoa, Arthropoda, Ostracoda, Podocopida, Darwinulidae.